Messenger RNA from Limanda limanda (common dab), 1621 nucleotides. It is a transcript of the gene phb1, whose product is annotated as prohibitin. The record is from RefSeq and is a predicted model, not a curated record. Bases 70 to 885 code for a protein of 271 amino acids. Lineage: Eukaryota; Metazoa; Chordata; Actinopteri; Pleuronectiformes; Pleuronectidae. Gene Ontology annotation, biological process: mitochondrion organization. The transcript is spliced from 7 exons. Gene Ontology annotation, cellular component: membrane; mitochondrion.
CCUCAUGUGUUGUACGUCGUGUCCGGUGGAGGUCACACACAUCUGAGAGGAUCUGAGGUUGCUGUCAUCAUGGCCAGGCUGUUUGAGAAUCUUGGAAAGUUGGGGCUGGCUCUUGCCAUCGGUGGAAGUGUUGUGAACUCUGCCCUUUACAACGUGGAUGCAGGGCACCGGGCUGUGAUUUUCGACAGGUUCAGAGGAGUGCAAGAGACUGUUGCCGGGGAAGGGACUCACUUCAUCAUCCCCUGGGUGCAGAAACCUAUCAUCUUCGAUUGCCGUUCCCGUCCACGCAACGUGCCUGUCAUCACCGGCAGUAAAGAUCUGCAGAAUGUAAACAUCACAUUGCGUAUCCUUUUCCGGCCGGUGACCACCCAGCUGCCCCGCAUCUUCACCAGUAUUGGUGAGGACUAUGACGAGAGGGUGCUACCAUCCAUCACCACAGAGGUCUUGAAGGCUGUAGUAGCUCGGUUUGAUGCUGGUGAGCUCAUUACCCAGAGAGAGCUGGUGUCGCAGCAGGUCAGCGAGGACCUUACAGAAAGAGCCUCCACCUUCGGCCUCAUCUUGGAUGAUGUUUCACUGACACACUUGACCUUUGGCAAGGAAUUCACAGAGGCUGUUGAGAUGAAGCAGGUGGCUCAGCAGGAGGCAGAGCGAGCCCGUUUUGUUGUUGAAAAGGCAGAGCAAACGAAGCAGGCUACCAUCAUCUCGGCAGAGGGAGACUCCCAAGCUGCCUUGCUCAUCGCCAAUUCCCUACAGGAAGCUGGUGAUGGUCUGGUAGAGCUACGUAAGUUGGAGGCAGCUGAGGAAAUCGCCUUCCAGCUCUCCCGCUCACGCAACGUCACUUACUUGCCCCCAGGACAGGGCACGCUGCUCCAGUUGCCCCAGUGAUGACAUCUUAUUGCAUAUCCACCCCACUCUUGCUGUCUCCCCUGGUUACACGGCCCAUGGAAGGGAUUGUUGGAGGAUUCACUGAAGGACUCUCCCGACUUCACACACAUUCCUCCCACUCUUUCUCUAACCACAUCUGGACUGGGUUUUGCUGAUAGUAGCAUGGUGGGAGACAAAGUGAGAGGACUGAUGGGAUGCAUUUAUGAAGUCCACCCAUGUGUAAGGAAGUGGAGAGGGGUUAAUUGCUCAAUCUGUGUUAACCCACAUAUAUUAUAUAUAAAGUACUUUGUUUUGAGAAGAAUUGACAAUGCAGUAAAUUCUCUAAAGAUUUGUCUUGCUCCAUUGUGUCGGAUUUACAGUAGUGGAUGUGUGGAAAGUAACAAUGAUCUUUACAUGAUGAGAAAAGAGUGUGAUUCCUUUAAAAGAUAAGCUGAUAAGUUAUGAAAGAUGAACGCUAUUACUCUGUUAUUGUGCUGCAACACUUGAUUGUUAAACCAUAGUUUAUUCAUUUGAAUUAAUUUCUGUCCUGACUUCCGAGGUGGAUAAAAAUUGACAUUUAUCUGCUUUCUAGCAAAUUCAAUCAUAUUGUCACCUGCUGACAAUUGGAAUGUGCCUGUCAGAAAGUAGAUGAUGAUCUUUCAUUCUUUAUUGAUGUGUCUGUGUCUUUGGUUAAUGUGGAGACAGUAAUACGACCAAUGUUUCACAAAUGGCUCAGCUUAAUAAAAUUUUGUUUCUA